Sceloporus undulatus (fence lizard) is the source of this 4501-nucleotide messenger RNA. It is a transcript of the gene NPAS2, whose product is annotated as neuronal PAS domain protein 2. Gene Ontology annotation, molecular function: RNA polymerase II cis-regulatory region sequence-specific DNA binding; DNA-binding transcription factor activity, RNA polymerase II-specific; protein dimerization activity. Gene Ontology annotation, cellular component: nucleus; cytoplasm; CLOCK-BMAL transcription complex. The transcript has 20 exons. The record is from RefSeq and is a predicted model, not a curated record. Bases 649 to 3330 code for a protein of 893 amino acids. NCBI's taxonomy places the organism in Eukaryota, Metazoa, Chordata, Lepidosauria, Squamata, Phrynosomatidae. Gene Ontology annotation, biological process: regulation of transcription by RNA polymerase II; circadian regulation of gene expression.
CUUCUUUCUCCCUUUUGGGGAGGGAAGGAGGCGAGGGAGAGGAGGCUGGAGAGCCCCCCUUUGCCUCCCUCCCUGACCCCAUUCCCUGCUCAGCCUCCCUCCUCUUUGUGCCAAGAGCCAAGCGACAGUCAGCAACAGCAGAGAGAAGAAGGAGCCUCCCCCGCCUUUACUCAGUCAGGAACCACACACACACAACACACACUCACACACACACACAGAGGGAGGCUCUCUCUUGGGAGAGAAGAAGAGAGCCAAGGAGGCGCGCCUUCAUGCUCUGAGAGAAGAGAGAGGAGCCCGGAGGCACCCCAGUUGUGCCUUUUCUCCUCCCGGUUUUGGGGGGGUCUCCUGACUGAGGAGGAUGCCCCACUUUGGGACCCAGCACCAAGAAGCACCACAACUUCCCAGGGAAGAAGGCUCCUCUGCUGCUUUGGAUGCUUGGGCUGGAGCCAGAGUGCUGGCAACUUAAUGCUUUGGAGAGGAGGAGGAGGAGGAGAAGAAGCCCAGGUAGCCUCAGCCUUGGCUUCCUCCUCCUUUUGGGGAGGGCUUUUUUAUGGGCCCCUCUUUCAUUCUCUUCUAUUUUCUUUCCCCGCCACUCUCUGAGGGGAAGGAGGCGGGAGAGUCCGGCAUGCGGGGCCCCCGCAGCACACCAUGAGAGACAGGGGCAGGGGCAGCAGCAGCAGCAGAGGAGCCAGGCCGGAGCCCCUGAGGACCCCUGGAGCUUGGAGGGGCAGCAGCAGGGCCAAGGAGAGCCACAGCAAAGGCAGCUGCAAGGAAAGUGGCCCAGCAAGGAAGCUCCAGAGGGGCAGCAGCCCGCCAGCCCAGCUCGCCACCCCGGAUAGCAGCAGCAGCAUCUGGAGCAACAUCUGGCGCGCCCUGGCCCCGCGCCCCCCUCCUCCUGGCUACUUUCCCGCGCAAAGGCCCCUCAGAACAAGCUGUUUAGACAACCUAAUGGAUGAAGAUGAAAAAGACAGGGCAAAGAGGGCUUCACGUAACAAGUCUGAAAAGAAGAGGCGUGACCAGUUCAACAUUCUCAUCAAGGAGCUCAGCUCAAUGCUUCCAGGAAACACCCGUAAGAUGGAUAAAACAACAGUACUUGAAAAAGUCAUUGGCUUUCUUCAGAAACACAAUGAGUUCUCAGCACAGACAGAGACUUGUGACACACAACAGGAGUGGAAGCCUUCCUUUCUCAGCAAUGAAGAAUUCACCCAGUUGAUGUUGGAGGCAUUAGAUGGAUUUGUUAUAGCUGUUACAACAGAUGGAAGCAUUGUGUAUGUUUCUGACAGUAUUACUCCUCUUCUUGGACAUUUACCAUCUGAUGUAAUCGACCAGAAUUUGUUAGAUUUCCUUCCAGAACAAGAACAGCCAGACAUUUAUAAAAUAUUAUCAUCUCAUAUGCUUCUCCUGGAUACUAUAUCAUCAGAUUACUUAAAAUCUGAUGAUGAUUUUGAAUUUUAUUGUCAUCUUCUGAGAGGAAGUCUGAAUCCCAAAGACAUUCCAACAUAUGAAUAUAUAAAAUUUGUAGGAAACUUUCUGUCUUACAAUCAUGUGCCUAUAUCCACUUAUAAUGGCUUUGAUGGUGCUGUUCCAAGAGGUUACAGAACACCACUAGGAAAACAAGUCUGCUUUGUUGCUACUGUUCGGCUGGCAACGCCUCAGUUUUUAAAGGAAAUGUGCAUGGUUGAGGAACCUUUAGAAGAAUUUACUUCAAGACAUAGUUUGGAAUGGAAAUUUUUAUUUCUGGAUCACAGAGCACCACAAAUUAUAGGAUAUUUGCCUUUUGAGGUACUGGGUACGUCUGGGUAUGAUUACUAUCAUGUAGAUGACCUACAGCUCUUAGCACGAUGCCAUGAACACUUGAUGCAGUUUGGCAAAGGGAAGUCUUGCUGUUACCGGUUUCUGACCAAAGGGCAACAGUGGAUCUGGCUACAAACACAUUACUAUAUCACCUACCACCAGUGGAAUUCCAAGCCAGAAUUCAUCGUAUGUACUCACACAGUACUGAGUUAUGCAGAUGUUCGAGUGGAAAGACGACGAAAUCUGAUUUUGGAUGACAUACCUUCAGAGAUCAACUCUUCGGUACUAAAGGACAGUAACUCAGGUAUGGAUUCGCAACAGCACUUUAGCACAAUUGAAUUAAGUGCGUCGAUUCUCAACACUAGUCGGGCGCUUUCUGUAUCCUCACAAGGUUCACACAAAUCUGUUCCUCCAUCUUUACCUGAAAUAGCAACCACAACAACAAAGCUCAUCCCAGAAUCACCUUCGUUGCAAAGAACCCCCUCUGUAGAGCAGGAUUUAUUAAUACAGAGAUCCAGCCAGCCUUCCAGAGAUCCAGCUCAGCUCUGUGCUCAGUUUAGCAUGUUCCAAACCAUCAAGGACCAACUUGAGCAGCGGACUCGACUACUGCAAGCCAAUAUUCAGUGGCAGCAGGAAGAGCUGCAGAAAAUCCAGGAACAGCUCUGCAUGGUACAGGAUUCCGACAUGCAGAUGUUUUUACAGCAGUCAGCAGCAUCAAUUAAUAUUACCAACCCACAACAGUCAGAACCUCAGAGGAAGCCAGUGGUUGAUCCACUUCAACAGCAGCAUGGGCAGCAAGUUAUUUCAAGACCUUCUCUUCAAGAGCAGGUUGCAACUUCUCAGACAGUAGAACAUCAGAUGUUAAGGGAAGAAAAUGUGCUGUUAAACCAGGACAAGAAAUCAGUGGCUACUUCACAAGGGAUGCAGGAUGGCUGCCAUUCUUCCAGCAAUUUAUCUUCCCAAUUCAGGGACACCUCUCUGCUCCCACAAUCUUUGAGCAUAGCUCCACCUUCUGCCAUUCCACAGGAUAGCAGUCACCAGCACAGUACUUCUGAUUUUGGUCAUGACCAACAGUUGAGACUCUUGCUGAGUCAACCUAUUCAGCCAAUGAUGCCUGGGUCCUGUCAUGCAAGGCAGUCAUCAGAUGUUAAUGCAGCUGGACACCAAACAAAAUAUUCUCAGAGCCUACAAGCAUUCCAAAGUUUGGAAGUACAAGCUUCCAGCAGCAGUGCACCUAUAGUGCUGAUGGGACAAGCACUGUUACACCCCAGGUUUUCGGCAACACAGACUUCUCAGGCUUCAUCUUUGCAACCUAUGCAUCAACAGCAGCAGCAGCAAUGCUACCUGCAGGUGCAGUCUGCAGGACCUUUACACAAUGUGCAGGCAGAGUCUCUGGUCAUACCUUCAUACUCUCCACAGGAAGAAAGCAUAGAGUACCUUCAUGUGCAAUCGCAAGAGCAGCAACUGCAGCACCCAGUUGGCCGGAGAACCAUUGGCUUGCCUGAAUCCUUAAACAUGCAGCGAUGUCUGCAAUAGAGUCCGCCAUCACAAUCAGUGCACAUUUAGCUUUAUUUAACGGUGGCUGGAGAGGAGGAAAUGUCGGUGCUUGAAUAUGUAUUCAUUUCAAAAGCUUUGUGGCAUAGAGGGACUACCAAAGGUAGACCUUGAUGGAUAGUGCAAUAGGAGAAGGAACGGGGAUCAUUUUGCAGAUGUUUGCACUGUUUUGUGACUGUGUUAUUAAUGCUAAUACUAAUACAUGCCAUCAUAUGCAAAUUGUGGCACUAACUGGUAUGUGUUAGUAGGAGAUUCUGUUAAAUAUUUUGACCAGAAAAUGCUAUGGUUAUUCCAAAAAGAAGAAGAAGAAGAAGAAGUAGUAGUAGUAGUAGUAGAUGGCCUUCACUAUUUUGAUCAUUUAAUAUGAAAAGCACUGGUUCAGAGAGAUUUAUUGAGAGAAUGAGAGAUUAUUUUUAUUAUGGUUAAUAUUAUUAUUUUGCACAGCUGCACAAAAAGCAUAAUCUAGCACUUUGGUAAGGAAAAGUCUGCUCCAGUGACCAGAUGAGCACUUCCAGUAAGAGAGAAUAUACUGUCAUUUAUUUAAAAAUAAUUAAAAACACCCUGCAGUUUGUAACCCUCAAGACCCUUAACCAGAAACUUGUUACCUACCCACCCUAUUCUUGCUACUUCUAAUGUUUCAGAUAAAUUACACUUGACAGUUUCCUAUUUACUUAUUGAAUUACAACUGUAAACAGUGGACUAAGCACAAUCAUUUGCAGCUACUAUUUCAACAUACUAGCCACGUUCUUUUAAACACUUUGAAGAGAAUCUCUUCUACUGACUGGACAGACCCUUCACAACUGUUCACAGAACAAACAUCUGGAGGAUAUGCACUGUGUUACUGCCCAUUCAGUGGGAAGAUGCUGCAACUGUAUUACAUAUCUCUUUCAUUAUUACAUUUAGGACUGAAUUUUCCUCCAAGACAUUGCACUUUUGUAUGCUUUAUGUUGAUGUUUCUAAAAGAGAUUUUAUGUCAUUAUAAAAUAAGUAGUGUUAAAAAUGAGCUGUUGUUAAAAAUCAACAACAACCAUGAACUAUUUCUAUAUAAAAUAAAAUUAUAUGGGACUAUGUGGAAAUUAUUUUGUAUAUGAAAGAUCAGCUCAUUUCACAAGUCUGGAGCUUUUUUCAUGUUUUCUGUGAGUAAACAUUUCUA